Molecule: messenger RNA, 2408 nt
Organism: Acanthochromis polyacanthus (spiny chromis)
Lineage: Eukaryota; Metazoa; Chordata; Actinopteri; Pomacentridae
Product: TUB like protein 1
Biological process (GO): protein localization to cilium
Cellular component (GO): cilium
Molecular function (GO): actin filament binding
Source: RefSeq, a predicted model, not a curated record
GUGAGUACAGGGCUUUCUCACCCUUUCAUUAUCUUUCUUGAGGGGCCCACUUUUUUUUUUUUUUAUUUUCUAACCUCUAAAAAGAACCAGAGCUGAAUUUGGAGGCCACGGAAUGUCUGCAGAGAAGAAGGUGAAAAAGAAGAAAGAGGAGGCCAAUGGCACGACGGAAGCGAAGUUAAACGGAACGGAGGCCAAACCAAAAAAAACAAAGACCAAGAAGAGUGAAGAUGUCGUAGAAGAGGACAGCUCUGCCAUCCAGAAUGGAAAGAAAGUGAAGAAAAAGAAGCCGGAGAAAGACAAAGAAGAACCCGAAAAAGAAAAAGAGAAAGAGCCAAAAAAGAAAACCAAAAGUGCUCCAAAGAAAAAGAAAGGUUCGGACACAGACGACGACGAUGAGGACGACGAUGACGAGGACACCCCCAAAAAGAAAACCAAGAAAAAAACGACAAAGGACAGCUCUCCGUCUGCAAGCUCUGCCAGAGAGAAGAAAUCUAAAUCUAAAGAGGACAAAGAUUCUGACGGAAAAGAAAAAUCCAAGUCAAAGGAAAAAGACAAGAAGAAAGAGCCGGCUUCGAUGUUCCAGAUAAAUGGAGAGAAAGAGUCCAAAAGUAAAAAGAAAGCUGCCAAAUCCGACAGCGAUGACAGUGAAGAGGAAACAAAGUCGACUAAAUCAAAGAAGAAAUCCACCGCUAGCUCUGCGUCCAUGUUCCAGACGUCGGCAGAUAAAGACAAAGAAAAGAAGACAAAGAAAAAAGCAAAGGCAGAGGAAAGUGACGAUUCUGAGUCAGAAAAAGAAGAGAAAUCUAAGAAAAAGAAGGGCAAAGGGAAGAAGAAAAAGGAGAGAUCUCCCUCACCUGAGAUCGAGUUUGACAACCUGGAGAAGUUUGUGAUGGAGCCGGCUCCUCAGGGCGUCACCGUCAAAUGCAGAGUGACCCGGGACCAGAGAGGGAUGGACAAGAGCCUCUACCCGCUGUACUACCUGCAUCUGGACAACGAAAAGAAGACGUUUCUGUUGGCUGGGAGGAAAAGGAAGAAAAGCACCACUUCAAAUUACCUCAUUUCCAUUGAUGCCACAGAUUUGUCAAGAGGUGGAGAGAAUUUUGUCGGGAAGCUCAGGUCAAAUUUAAUGGGGACUAAGUUCACAGUGUUUGACAACGCUCUGAAUCCAGAGAGAGCACUUCCAGACAUGUCGAAUGCACGGCAGGAGUUAGCCGGCAUCAUCUAUGAAACAAACGUUUUAGGAAUGAAAGGGCCGAGAAGGAUGACGGUCGUCAUCCCAGGAAUGGACAAGAACAACGACCGAGUCCCACUCCGACCAAGAAGUGAUUGUGACGGCUUGCUGAUAAGGCACCAGAACAGAAGGAUGGAGAAUCUGAUCGAGCUUCACAACAAGACGCCCGUUUGGAACGAAGAAACGGCGUCCCAUGUGCUGAACUUCAACGGCCGGGUCACCCAGGCCUCCAUCAAGAACUUCCAGAUAGUCCACAGCAAAGACUUGGACUACAUCGUGAUGCAGUUCGGUCGGAUAGCCGAUGACAUUUUCACGCUGGACUACAACUACCCGCUGUGCGCCGUGCAGGCCUUCGCUAUCGCGCUCUCCAGCUUCGACGGCAAAAUCGCUUGUGAAUAAAACAAAGAUUCUCAGACUGAAACGACUAUGCAACAAGCCUGCCCUCACAUCAGACAGACCCACAUCUUUGGACAACCUCCAGGUGUAAGAAGCAAAAUCCCUCUCAUAUUAUCUGAAAGUCUUAUUUUGUGUCUUGGAAAAGUCAGACUCAAAGGACUCCAUUGGCUGGAGAGUAACGAUGACGUUUCACUGCAGUGACGGAGGUGUUUAUAGAUUAAAAACAUCAAUAAAGGAUGCUAACCUCUGUUAUGUUUUGGCUUUGGUAUGCUGUUUUCUGUUUUAUUGCUUUCUAGGUCAAAUCCCAGUAGGUCACCAGGGCCUUGGAUUUAUUUCCUUCAAAAUGUAAUUCUAAUUUGUCACACUCUGUGGCACAUCAGCAAUCUGCACAAGUCACACAUUGUUACUCAGGCAGCAUAAAAAGUAAAAUUAGUCUCAUUUGAAGCUCAUUUAAUCUCAUAAAAGCUGUCGUUCUUGGUGCACCGUCUGUCUGUGGUGAAUGUGGAGCUGUUUUAAGUAUUUUUGAUGCACAGAAGUUUAUUAUUUUGUGGCUCUUCAUUUAGGUGUUGUAAUGUUAACGUAAUAAUUCAGUGUAAGUUUUAUUUCUCCAAAGAUUUCUUUUGUCCGUCUCAGGUUUGAGCUCUUGUAGGUUUUUCUAUUUACGUGUUUUUGGUUCCAGCAUUUUGUAAAAAUCAGUCAUUUACCUGAACUCUGCCUUUGUUUUAUUUCUAGGCUUGUUCUUAUAACACAUGUGAAUUAAACGUGCUUGAAGUCAAAAUGA